CCUCCUCCUCCUCCUCCUCCUCCUCCUCCCGGGAUCGCUCCCGGCCAUGGAAGGCUCGGGACCCCCGGGGGGGGCGCGGGGGUCGCCGCCCCCCUGAAACCACGGCGGGAAAGAUUCCCGUUUUUCCCGACGAUGGAAAACCUCCUGCUGCCUCUCCUCCUCCUCUUCUUCGUCUUCUUCUUCACCGCAACCACCGCGAACUCCCCGCCCUGCCCCAAGCGCUGCUCGUGCCAGAACCUCUCGCCGUCCUUCACCAUCCUCUGCACCAAAACCGGGCUCCUCUUCGUGCCGGCCGGCAUCGACCGGCGCACGGCCGAGCUCCGGCUCAUGGAUAACUUCAUCACCGUGCUCCGGAAGCGCGAUUUCGCCAACAUGACCCAGUUGAUCCACUUGACUUUGUCCCGCAACACCAUCAGCCAAAUCAUGCCUUACGCCUUCUCCGACCUCAAGGGCCUCCACGCCCUCCACCUGGACAGCAACCGGUUAACGGCGAUUAACGAGGAGCACUUCAAAGGGUUAAUUAACCUACGCCACUUAAUCCUGAGCAACAACCAGCUCAGCUUCAUCUCGCCCAAAUCCUUGGACGAUUUCUUGGAGACCAUCGAGGAUUUGGAUCUGUCCUACAACAAUCUGGUGGACGUCCCUUGGGGGACGGUGGCCAAGCUCUCCAACGUCAACACGGUGAGUUUGGAUCACAACCUCAUCGAGUUCGUGCCCGAGGGGAUUUUUUCCAACCUCCACAAGUUGGCCAGGUUGGACAUGACCUCCAACAAACUCAAGAAGAUCCCGCCGGACCCGCUCUUCUCCCGCAUCCCCGUCUACGCCAAAUCCAAAGGUUCCCCGUUGACCUCGUUGGUGUUGAGUUUCGGCGGCAACCCCCUCCACUGCAACUGCGAGCUGGUUUGGCUGCGCCGCUUGACGCGCGAGGACGACCUGGAAACUUGCGCCUCGCCGCCGGAACUGAUGGGAAAAUAUUUCUGGAGCAUCCGCGAGGAAGAAUUCGUCUGCGAGCCGCCCAUGAUCACUCACCGGACGCCCAAGUUGGUGACGGCCGUCGGUCAGAGCGCGUCGUUGAAGUGCAAAGCCGUGGGCGACCCCGACCCGUACGUCCGGUGGAUCGCGCCCGACGGAAAGUUGGUGGCCAACACCUCGCGGACGGUUUCGUACGAAAACGGAACUUUGGACAUCUUGGCGGCGGCGUUGGGCGAUCAAGGGACGUUCACUUGCAUCGCCUCCAACGCCGCCGGCGAGUCGACGGCGCCGGUCGAGUUCCGCGUGACGCCGGACGCCAACGGCACCGAGUGCGAGGAGGAGGAGGGGAAAAAAAGCGCGACGGCGCGGCCGGAGCCGUCGGAUAUCCUGAUUUCGGCCAAGUCGAGUUUUUCCAACGAUUCCAAGGCGGAGAAGGACAAAGGGGGGGUGGUGGUGGCCGAGGUGACGGCGACGUCGGCGUUGGUGCGGUGGCCGCCGCAGGAGGAGCUGGAGGGGUUGAGGAUGUACCAGAUCCAGUACAACAGCUCGGCCGACGAGAUCCUGGUUUAUCGGUGAUUGGAUGGGGGGAAA
Catharus ustulatus (Swainson's thrush) is the source of this 1563-nucleotide messenger RNA. RefSeq names its product leucine-rich repeat and fibronectin type III domain-containing protein 1-like protein. The transcript has 2 exons. Gene Ontology annotation, molecular function: protein binding. The coding region runs from base 133 to 1548 and encodes 471 amino acids. The record is from RefSeq and is a predicted model, not a curated record. Lineage: Eukaryota; Metazoa; Chordata; Aves; Passeriformes; Turdidae.